AACACUUUAGCUUGAGAGAAGAGAAAAAAAAAAACAGCUAUCAAACAUUUCGUCUUCUUUCUCUAUUUAUAUCCUAAUUCCACAUAUCCACCACAUGCACACAAGCUAAGAAAAAAGAGAAAAAAAAAAUAAAAAAAAGUUGGGAAAACAUGGUGACCUUAACAUCAUCUUCUUCAACUCCAAAGACAUCUUUUGAUUUCAUGAAGAGUAACAACAGUCACACUCUCUAUGUUCCUUUCUCUUCUCCUUCUUCUUCUUCUUCAUCUUACUUGAGUAUCAAGGAAGAUGGUGUUGUCACAACCAAGAAGCUCAUGGAACCCAGCAAAACUUUAACCGUGAGCAUUAAUCAAAAAGGAGAUGAGCUUGGGAAAGAGACGAAAAUUGUAAAGAAAGCUUCUGAAGAUCCGGAGAUUGGUGUGUUUGGAGCUGAGAAGUACUUCAAUGGAGACAUGGAUAAUUCAGACCAAGGUUCUAGUGUUCUGUCUCUGUCUCUGACAAACCCGGAAGCUGAGAGAACCAUCUUGGAUCAGAAGCAGAGCGAGAAGAAAUCUACAGGAACUCCGAGUGUCAGGUCUGAAUCAAGCUGGAAUAGUCAGAGCGUGUUGCUUCAGAACAAAUUGGUGAAUAGCUGCAACAGUUCCUUGCAGGAGAAGAAGAACAGUAAGGGUCAGAUUCAAAAGGUGAGCAGUAAUAAGAAGAGUUUUCUCGCAAAUUUGGGGUGUAAAUGCGCCUGUUCUGAUGGGAACUCAGUAGACGUCGACGAGAAUAUCUCGGUGAAGAGAAGCUCUGAUCCGAAUAUCUCUGUUUUCACAAAGAGGAAGAUGGAGAAUCAUAUGAGUUCUUCUGCGAAUAUGAACUCAGACCUGAUCAGGAUUCAGAAGCAAGAAGAGUUAUCGCAGAGGAAGUCACUUGAAGUGUUCGGCUCUCCUGUCAAUAUUGAGAAGAAGAGGAUCGUUGUUCAGCAGAAACUCGCAUUGCGUCCAUGGGAAUCAAGAACAGAGGAGGAAGACAAAAAGAGUGAAGCGAGUGAUACAAGCGCGGAUCUUUUCGAGAUAGAGAGUCUUACAGGGAAACCAAAACCCUUACUUACAAGGCAAGGAAGUGAUCCAGCUUCACCUACGUGUUAUGCUCCAAGUGAAGUAAGCGUAGAGUGGAGCAUAGUAACAGCAAGUGCAGCAGAUUUCUCUGUUAUGUCGGAAUGUGCAACAAGUCCUGUAAGAAGAAACAGUCGAUCUUCUCAGAUUCCUCGGAUCCCUAUCAUUGCUAAACCAGCACCGCAGAGACGGAACUCGAGCAGCAGCAGCGGCGGAGGCAGUGGUUUCUUGUUGAGCUGUAAGAGUCAUAAAUCUGUUAGAGUUUCUGGUGAUUUAGAAAGAAGAAGCAGCAUGAACAAGACACAACCGAGUUAUGUACCUAGAUUCCCAAUGGAGACUACUACUAAACCUAAGAGUUUCGAAGCACGAAGAAGGAUCAGCAACAGCUCGAUUUCUCACACACAAUCAUCUCUUCUGUAUAGUCAGUGAUUGCAUCAAAGUAAAGAAAACGAUUUCAAUCUCUUUAUCUGUAAUUUCUACUGAGUGAGAAAGAUUUGUAAACCUAUGAGCUAAUGUCUUGUUGAGUUCUUGAUAACAAUGUCAUCUUCCAAAAGGGUUUCUUAGAGA
Messenger RNA from Capsella rubella, 1661 nucleotides. RefSeq names its product protein PHYTOCHROME KINASE SUBSTRATE 1. The transcript has a single exon. Gene Ontology annotation, biological process: phototropism. The coding region runs from base 150 to 1523 and encodes 457 amino acids. The record is from RefSeq and is a predicted model, not a curated record. Lineage: Eukaryota; Viridiplantae; Streptophyta; Magnoliopsida; Brassicales; Brassicaceae.